UUGGAGCGACAGCAGGCGCCAUUGUUGAGGAGUUUAUUGGGAUGUGGUGAUGUAUUGAAUAAAGUUAGUUUAUCAAAACACUUUAUAUUGCCAGAGAGCAGACUGCGGAAACCGAGCCCUGGGUUAAUAGUUGUACAACACAAUAGAAAUGGCACAGCGUGUUGCUGUGAACGACGGUGCUGCUGGAUCCAGACGGACCUCUCGGGUUCGUGUGGCGGUUCGGCUCAGACCCUACAUGGACAAGCAGGAUGAGAAGGGAGAGGGGCCCUGUGUCAGGGGUCUGGGCCCACAAAAGCUGGAGAUCAUCAACUGGAGGAACGCCACUGAGACCCUGCAAUACCAGUUCGACGUGUUUCAUGGUGAACAGACCACGCAGCAGGAGGUGUUUCUGACCUCUGUCAAGCCCAUCCUCCCCCACAUCCUUAAUGGUCAGAACGCCAGUGUCUUUGCCUAUGGACCCACCGGAGCAGGAAAGACUCACACCAUGCUCGGCAGUCAAGAGCAUCCGGGCAUUAUUCCCAGAGCUGUCAAGGAGGUCUUCAAGCUGGUUGAAGCUCAGGAAAAGGAGCAGGAUGGUUGGGAAUACUCAAUUUCGAUGUCUUACCUUGAGAUCUACAAUGAAAAGGUGCUGGACCUGUUGUCCCCAGGUUCCCAGGACCUGCCCAUCCGUGAAGACAAGGACAGAAAUAUCCUCAUUCCUGGGCUAACGCACACACCGCUUUCAUCCUUUACUGAUUUUGACACUCAUUUUAUCCCCGCGAGUCUAAACCGCACCACGGCCUCUACUAAACUCAACCAGCGCUCCAGCCGCAGUCACGCCAUCCUCCUCAUAAAGGUAGUGAAGUCUCGGCAUGGGCCGCCUCGCAGACAACAAACAGGCAAGCUGUAUUUAGUUGACCUGGCAGGUUCAGAAGACAACCGGCGCACAGGAAACCAGGGCAUCCGUCUGAAAGAGAGCGGGGCCAUCAACCUGUCCCUCUUUACCCUCAGUAAAGUGGUGGACGCUCUGAAUGCAGGGGCCGGGGGCCGUGUGCCCUACAGAGACAGUAAACUGACCCGUCUGCUGCAGGACUCUCUGGGUGGAUCAGCCCAUUCCGUCAUGAUAACAAACAUUGCACCGGAGUACACAUACUACUUUGAUACCUUCUCAGCCCUCAACUUCGCCGCCAAGUCUAAGCAGAUUGUCAAUCGGCCCUUUGUCAGGGAAACCGUUUUGGCUCCUACGAUUGGUCCUGGAAAGAGAGCCAGAGAGGAACCAGAGGCUGGAGGUUCUGGUGAGCCCCAGAACAAAAGGUCUAAAGAGAGGAAGAAAGCUGAACAGUCCUCGUCACCACCUGUACAUCCACACAGUUCACCAGAAUCAUCAGUUAUGGACCGACUUCUGGCCCUGGAGAAGAUGAUGAUGGGCUCUGCUGAAAGGGAGAGACUCAACUUGCUCAAAACUGUUGCACAGUCCCGUAAGGAAAUACAGAUGUUGAAGGAGAAACAGAAAGAGCUGGAGGACAAAGCAAACGUGUUCAAGCAGAAUGAAGCCAUUGAGAAAGAGUCCAAAGAUGCACUUCUCUUUAAAACAGAUCUGCCCCCACUGCACAGAAAACAAUCUACAGCUGCCAAACCACGCAAACAGCAGGCGGUUGUCACACCAUUACAGGUCUCUCAGGUGCAGCCCUUGCAGCAGUGCGCUGUGGUGUGUAAACCCUCACAAUUCUUGGAUAAAAAGAAAAAACGUAUCCAAACCGAGGUGUGUGAGGGGAAGGAGAACGGAGGUGUGGAUCCUCUCCCUGCUGAUGUUGUCAACUGGGAGACCCAUCUGGAUUCAGCAUUACUAGAGCAGUCCAGGAAGAAGAUCCUGCAGACGCUGAACUCCGGCUCUCUGAAGGAGCUCAAGAGCCUGCAGCUGAUCGGAGACAAGAAAGCCAAACUGAUCAUGGGCUGGAGAGAGAUUCAUGGGGACUUCACACAGUUGGAAGACCUGACGAAAAUCGAAGGCAUUACAGCUAAACGUUUCUCCUCUUUCAUAAAGGCCAAUAUUCUCAGCAGUAUGGGAAAGUGAAGCGUAUGAGCCGCUGUUUCUGAAGAGGAGCAUUUGAACACUUGUGCUUUAGUGUUUUUAAGAUGUUUUUACUCUCAUUUGAGUGUAACAUUUUGUACAGGGUUGUUUUUUGUGUACAAGCUUCUGUGUAUACUUAACUGCUUUUUUUUCUAUGUUUUUUUUAUCAGUUCGGCAUAUUAUUUUGCCUUUUUUUAGUAUUUAAGUUUUUUUUUUUUUUUUUUUUAAUGAACUGAUCAUUUAUCGUGGCACCAAAUAAAUGCCACCAUCACAUAAAGAAGCUCUGUUUUUGUUUUUUCAGAUGUUUAAUUGGGUGUUAUACUUGAAAUGGUUAGUUUUAUAAACCACUUGAGUUGAACAACUGAAUCAUUUGUUCUCAAACAUCCUUUUACAGAGAUAUCUAGUUUUGAGAUCUGCCUGAUGCUGUCUGUUACUCUCCUAUAAUUAUCUGUCUGAAAGUUAAACUUGCAAAAAUAUGCAUAUGCCUUUUCAUCGCUAAUUUUUCAUUGCGUGUCUUUUAGUAAACCCUGACAGUUUCUUAAUGCCAAAUUAGGAUUUGCGCUGGCGCAUGCUGCUAGUAAAUCUGUCUAUUUUAGCACUGAGGCAUCCACUCAGACCAAGACCAUUUUGAAGCCAAAUGUGUGUUAAGUUAACAAAUUUGGAAGGUUUUCUUCAACCACCUGCAUGGGAGCUAUUUUGAAAUGAAACUUCCAAAAGACAAAAAUAUUACAUUUCAUAAUUAUUCUCAAAGAUUACUGUAUUGGUGAAUAAGUGCCCCAAAAUCAUUGCCUGUAUGGAAAUUCCUGUAUUUCAGCCAAAAUAUUACUUCAAAAUAGUUUUUGCGGGCAGUUGGUUGAAGAAAUCGGUCCAAAUUUUACAAAAGCUUAGUCGACACAAAACAUUUGAGCAUUUAAUAUCAUUAUAUCCUUUUAACAGUCAGAAUUUUGUGAUAAUGGCUUGCCUAUUGGCUGAACCCUGGGGAAUCUGUGUCACAGGUGCAUCAUGUUUCUCUGAAGGACUAUACAGAGAGAAACCUUAUUCACAAAACAUGCAGUUUAGCCUUGCAGUGUCCAGUUUUGAUUUGCUGAAAAUGUUCUCACCCUCAGGCCAUCCAAGAUAAAGAUGAGUUUGUUUCUUCAUGCCAACAGAUUUGGAGAAAUGUAGCAUUACAUCACUUGCUAAGUAAUGGAUCCUCUGCAGUGAAUGGGUGCCGUCAAAAUGAGAGUCCAAACAGCUGUUAAAAAUAUAACGAUCCACACCACUCCAGUCCAUCAAUUAAUGUCUUGUGAAGCAAAACCCUGCGUAUUUAUAAGAAACAAACGCAUUAAUUUGUUUUUAACUUCAACCCGUUGGCUAAACUGCAAGUCCUCUAUCAGUAUUAUUGGUUUCUCCAGUGAAAAAUAAUCUCUUUAUCAAUUUUAUCUGCUAUGUAUAUUGUUUUAGAACCUAAAACAUUUCUACAAAAAGUGGCUGUCAAAGGAAACUCCUUGGUUUAGUGUUAAAUCCACUGCAGUAGUCAUGCAUUUUAUUUUAGCAAAGGCUUAAAUGUCCAUAUGUUCUUUGAGGAUUAUGUAUGUCCUUGACUUGUCAUUCAGUAUUUGCAUUUUGCACUGAACCAGAAUGUUAAUGUGUUGUUGGUGAGUGGAUGUGCCUGCAGUCAACACCGCUUCAUUACUCACAUGCAGUCCUUCAACCAGCCUGACAUCUUUGCAGCAGACCAGUGCAGCCAAUCACUGGAUUGCAAGGCAUAAAUAAGACCAGAGCUACAUUCACUUGCACGUUUUCAUUGCUGUUCAUUAUAGUGUUUGGAACCAUUUUCAGUAGGCAGAAAAGAAAUUUGACUAUCAGAG
This is a messenger RNA of Onychostoma macrolepis, 3900 nucleotides long. RefSeq names its product kinesin family member 22 (gene kif22). The transcript has 13 exons. NCBI's taxonomy places the organism in Eukaryota, Metazoa, Chordata, Actinopteri, Cypriniformes, Cyprinidae. The record is from RefSeq and is a predicted model, not a curated record. Bases 149 to 2053 code for a protein of 634 amino acids. Gene Ontology annotation, biological process: microtubule-based movement; mitotic spindle organization. Gene Ontology annotation, molecular function: ATP binding; microtubule motor activity; microtubule binding.